Molecule: messenger RNA, 3131 nt
Organism: Phyllostomus discolor (pale spear-nosed bat)
Lineage: Eukaryota; Metazoa; Chordata; Mammalia; Chiroptera; Phyllostomidae
Gene: PCSK4
Product: proprotein convertase subtilisin/kexin type 4
Exons: 14
Coding region: 422-2353 (643 amino acids)
Biological process (GO): peptide hormone processing
Cellular component (GO): Golgi membrane; trans-Golgi network
Molecular function (GO): serine-type endopeptidase activity
Source: RefSeq, a predicted model, not a curated record
CGGAAUCUGAAAGGUGGGUAUGGGGCGGAACUAAACUGAGGAGGUGGAAUCUCUCUAAAGAACAAUUCUGGUUGGACGGGAGGGGAGGCAGGGCUGUUUCUAGAGGGAGUGGUGUGCACGAAGGGGCGGUGCUAAAUAAAGGGGCGGGGUCAGUCAUUACAACAGUGAACUCACUCCUCUGGGUCAGAAGAACUGGGUCCUUGUACAAGUAUGGCGACUGAAGUUCCCGAGAGUUUGGGUCUGCGUGUGUCCAUCCUCCCAUUUCUGUCGGAUCUUUUCGCUCCUCAAGGGGAGUCGCAAGGGCCCCUGGGAGUUGAGGCUUUUCAGGGGUUGCUAUGGCACCGGGAGCAGGGCGAGCGCUUAGGCUGACACGGCGGUUUGGCCAGGGGGUGGGGCUUUUGGAGGCCCCGCCCCCACCGCCAUGCGGCCCAUUCGGACUGCCCUUUGGCGGUGCCUGGUCUUGCCCCUGUGCCUGGCCCUCGUUUGCCCCCUCUCUGUGGGGUUGGUCUCGGCCCGGGCCCCCAUCUAUGUCAGCAGCUGGGCCGUCCGGGUGUCUCAGGGUUACCGGGAGGCCGAGCGUCUGGCGCGCAAAUUCGGCUUCGUCAACUUGGGGCAGAUCUUCCCUGACGGGCAGUACUUCCACCUGCGGCACCGGGGCGUGGUCCAGCAGUCCCUGACCCCGCAUUGGGGCCACCGCCUGCGCCUGAAGAAAGACCCUAAGGUGCAGUGGUUUGAGCAGCAGACUCUGCAGUGGCGGGUGAAGCGCUCAGUGGUGCCCACGGACCCCUGGUUCUCCAAGCAGUGGUACAUGGUGAGCAGGCUGGGCCAUGUGGCUGGGCUGGGCCAUUCGGGAGCCCCACUAAUUCUAGCCCAUCUGGCACAGAACAGUGAAGUGCAGCCAGACCUAAACAUCUUGCAAGUCUGGAGCCAGGGGCUGUCAGGCCAGGGUAUCGUGGUCUCUAUCCUGGACGAUGGCAUUGAGAAGGACCAUCCGGAUCUCUGGGCCAACUAUGACCCUCUGGCCAGCUACGACUUCAACGACUAUGACCCAGACCCCCAGCCACGAUACACACCCAGUGAUGAGAACCGGCACGGGACCCGCUGUGCUGGGGAAGUGGCAGCCAUAGCUAACAACAGGUUCUGUGGUAUAGGCGUCGCCUACAACGCCCGAAUAGGAGGUGUGCGCAUGCUGGAUGGCACCAUCACCGAUGUCAUCGAGGCCCAGUCACUGAGCCUGCAGCCACAGCACAUCCACAUCUACAGUGCCAGCUGGGGUCCCGAGGAUGAUGGCCGUACAGUGGAUGGUCCUGGCAUCCUAACCCAAGAGGCCUUCAGGCACGGCGUGACCAAGGGCCGAGGUGGGCUAGGCACGCUCUUCAUCUGGGCAUCCGGCAAUGGUGGCCUGCACUAUGACAACUGCAACUGUGACGGGUACACCAACAGCAUCCACACUCUCUCCAUCGGCAGCACCACCCAGCACGGUCAUGUGCCCUGGUACAGUGAGGCCUGUGCUUCCACCCUCACCACCACCUACAGUAGUGGCAUUGUUACUGACCCCCAGAUUGUCACCACGGACCUGCACCACCAGUGCACUGACAAGCACACAGGCACGUCGGCCUCUGCCCCUCUAGCUGCAGGCAUAAUUGCUCUGGCUCUGGAGGCCAACCCAUUCUUGACAUGGAGGGACAUGCAGCACUUGGUGGUUCGAGCAUCCAGGCAGGCACAUCUCCAGGCUGAGGACUGGAGGACCAAUGGUGUGGGGCGCCAAGUGAGCCACCACUAUGGCUACGGAUUGCUGGAUGCCGGGCUGCUGGUGGACUUGGCUCGAGCAUGGCUGCCCACACAGCCCCAGAAGAAAUGCAUCAUUCGGGUCUUGCACACCCCCACCCCCAUCCUGCCACUGAUGCACGUGAGGAAGAAAGUGUUGGCUUGUGCUGGUCGUGCCAACUACAUCCGCUCACUGGAGCAUGUGCAGGUGCAGCUGUCCCUGUCCUACAGCCGCCGGGGGGACCUGGAGAUUUCGCUGACCAGCCCUAUGGGCACCCGCUCCACACUUGUUGCCAUCAGACCCUUUGACAUCAGUGGCCAAGGCUACAACAACUGGAUCUUUAUGUCCACCCACUUCUGGGAUGAAGACCCACAGGGCUUGUGGACCCUGAGCCUGGAAAACAAGGGCUACUAUUUCAACACGGGGACACUGUACCGCUACACGCUUCUGCUCUAUGGGACGGCUGAGGACAUGACAGCAAGGCCCACAGGCUCCCAGAAUGCCACAGUCCCAUCUCCAUCCUGGGCCACCUCUACCUCUCCCACUGCCCAUCACAGAACUUCAGUCUCACCCGCCAGGCAGUGACUGCUGGGUCUGGGUGCCUGGCCACAUGCACCCUGCAAGUGUGCACCAGCUGCCACUUCUCUUACACUUGCUGCAGUGGCUCCACUCAGCUGAACCACCUGCUGCCUGCCAUACAUACUGGACUAGCAUGGGUGCUCCUGCUCAGGACCCACCCCCCACAAAGACCAUCUCCAGCCCCCUGGGACUACCUACCCCUGCUGUGGAGACCAUAGCCUGGCCCAGGCCAUGGUGCUGACCCUGCUGGCCAUAGCCUUUGGGAGCCCCCUCCUCUGUAGCAUCCUCUCUACAGGCUGCUCACUCCCCUGUGUGGGCCCCUCCCCAAUGCCGGAGGCCACCCCUGUUACCACCCAGUCCCGACUGCUGGCUGGACACCAGAAACAUCCAGUAAGGAAAGCCAAUGUACACCUUGGCUUAGGUCUUUGGCAGGCACUGCUGCUCCGUUCUCUCAUUCCAGAUCAGCAGUGGGCGUGAGAACCUGCUUCUGGAUGGCCCUGGAUGGCCACCAGACCUGCAGGCCUGGGAUGGUCUGUGUGGAAUCCUGCAACCUGGACUUGGAAGGUCCAGGUGAAAGAGAGAGAUAGAGAGAGAGAUGUCUAGUUACACGGUUAAGAUGUUGGGAUGGGGUGGAGUUGGAUAGGGCAGAGGUCAGAUCACAACUUUCACCACCAUCCCUUCUCAGCCCCAGAAUCUUGGGGAAGGUGGAGGGAGAGCCAGCGACACUAUCCAGAGUCUUGGGCACCAUGUCUGACUUGAGUUUGCAAAUAAAUGUUGAAUAGGA